This is a messenger RNA of Mangifera indica (mango), 1514 nucleotides long. RefSeq names its product homeobox-leucine zipper protein HAT7-like. Gene Ontology annotation, cellular component: nucleus. The transcript is spliced from 3 exons. Bases 211 to 1038 code for a protein of 275 amino acids. Gene Ontology annotation, biological process: positive regulation of DNA-templated transcription. The record is from RefSeq and is a predicted model, not a curated record. Gene Ontology annotation, molecular function: DNA-binding transcription factor activity, RNA polymerase II-specific; sequence-specific DNA binding. Lineage: Eukaryota; Viridiplantae; Streptophyta; Magnoliopsida; Sapindales; Anacardiaceae.
ACCUCAAAAUCGCUGUCUUUCGGUCUCUGCAGCCAUCAUCCCUCUAUAUGUCCUUUUCCUAUAACCUGUCACACCAUCGAACUCAGUCCAUAAAACACUCUCAAUAGCAUCUCCCUCCUUUUAAUUUUAGCCAGACCCCCCACCCGACCAGCCCUCAACUCAACCUCUCUUUCGGGCAUGUCCCUUGUUUUGUUCCUUUGCAUUUGACACAUGGCCUUCCCACCUCAGCAUAGUUUCAUGUUCCAAUCCCAUGAAGACUCUCAUGAUCACCAUCUCCCUUCUCCAGCUUCCCUCAAUUCCCUCCCUUCUUGCCCCCCUCAAUUCUUCCAUGGUGCACCGUUUAUGAUGAAGAGAUCGAUGUCGCUUUCUGGGGUUGACAGGUGUGAAGAUGUGCAUGGAGAUGAAGACUUGUCUGAUGAUGGAUCACAGAUGGGGGAGAAGAAGAAGAGGCUCAACUUGGAACAAGUUAAGGCACUUGAGAAGAGCUUUGAGUCGGGAAAUAAACUUGAACCCGAGAGAAAAAUGCAGCUGGCUAGGGCUUUAGGCCUACAACCAAGACAGAUAGCCAUCUGGUUCCAGAAUAGGAGAGCUAGGUGGAAGACUAAACAGUUGGAGAAAGAUUAUGAAGUUUUGAAGAAACAGUUUGAAGCUCUCAAGGCAGAUAAUGAUGCCCUUCAAUCUCAGAACAAGAAGCUUCAUGCGGAGUUACUUUCUCUAAAAAAGAAAGAUCCAACUGAAGUUAAUCUGAAGAAAGAAACUGAAGGGAGCAAUGGCAGUGACAAUUGUUCUGAUGUCAACUUAGAUAUCUCAACAACAGCAGUUAUAACAAGCCCAGUGUCUUCUCAUUUAAGCAGCAAACAGCUCUUUCCUUCAUCGAUUAGGCCAACAAACAUGACUCAACGUUAUGAUCAGGCCUCAGCAAGACCAGACAUGAAAAUGGAUCAAAUGGUUCAAGAUGAAAGCUUCUGCAACAUGUUCAAUGGCAUUGAAGAACAGCAAGGGUUCUGGCAAUGGUCUGAGCAACACAAUUUCCAUUGAAACCAAGUCAUGUCUCAGAAACCAAAAAAAAAAAAAAAACCACACUAAAUGGACAGCAACCAUUACUUGAUGAUUCAUCUGUGGCUUACUGAGGUUAUUAAGAGGAAAAUCAGAAGUUGUCCUCUUGAACUGAACACAUUGGACUGGAAAUGAGUAUGGGGAAUAUGUUGGCUACGAAUAAUACACUUUUUUUCUUCCCAUACAUUGAUGAAUUGUGACACAUUUGCUAGGUUGGAUCGUAGUCUAAAUUUUAUUUUAUUUUUCUUAUUUUUGAUUAAGGUACAUGUGCCAGUGAGUGGUUUUCCAGCUCUGGCAUGUAGCAUGGGCCAUGAAUUUUUUUUUUUUUUUUUAAAGGAGGGGAUUCUCUCAAAAUAUUGUUUAAAUCUUUUUAAUUGUUGUUGGUGCUUUGGAAUCAUGAUGUUUCAGUAAGUAGCCCUGUAGCUGAGGGGCAAAUAUGAGUUUCAGAUUUUCUUCUA